Messenger RNA from Raphanus sativus (radish), 1521 nucleotides. RefSeq lists its product as uncharacterized. The transcript has 3 exons. Gene Ontology annotation, cellular component: intracellular membrane-bounded organelle. The record is from RefSeq and is a predicted model, not a curated record. Bases 117 to 1214 code for a protein of 365 amino acids. Lineage: Eukaryota; Viridiplantae; Streptophyta; Magnoliopsida; Brassicales; Brassicaceae.
CCAAUUCGAUCAGAAAUCAGAAAUGAGAAGAGCUCAGAACUCAGCAAAGGCGAUAGCUUUUCCUUCGAGGGCUUGACUCCGACCCUUCACACUCACUCGAAUCCGAUCUACAAAAGAUGGUGAAACCAUCGGACUUCAGAGCAGUACACUCGUUUAUCCGGUCACAUUACACCCGGGUCAACCCAAUCACCACCCGCCGGUCAAUCCCACCCUCCAACGGCGUCGCUUCCCACCACACCUCACCACCACCACCCAAACCCCACUUGGGCUUAUCUCAGAUCCUCUCCUCUCCCACCAAUCUCAACCAAAAGCUCCAACCUUUAGGUCUCCCUCGCCUUAAAAACCCAAACUUUACAUUUACAUGUGCGUUCAGGUUGCUUUCCACUAAGACCUCCGGGUUUCGUAAAGUCGAUGGGAGCUUCGCGAGGAAGGUCGUCGACAAGCCUGUGAAGGCUGUUAGCUCUAGCUUCGCUAGGUACCGUGAGGCUAUGGGGUUGCAUGUUGAUGCGUUCUGGAAGAAGAAUAGUCUCGUCUUGUAUGGAGCUGGUGGUGUGUUUGUGUGUAUCUUCCUUUGGAGGAUUAUGUUUGGUAUUGCGAGUACCUUUGUUGGCCUCUCUGAGGGUAUGGCUAAGUAUGGGUUCCUUGCUCUCUCCUCUGCCAUCGUUGCCUUCUCUGGACUGUACCUGCGGUCAAGGUUUACGAUAAAUCCGGAUAAAGUAUACAGGAUGACGAUGAGGAAGAUCAACACAGCAGCUGAUAUUCUUGAAGUUAUGGGAGCUCCUCUGGCUGGAUCAGAUUUGAGAGCCUAUGUGAUGUCAGGUGGUGGGAUAACAUUCAAGAAAUUCAAGCCAACGAUUAGGAGCAAGCGUUGCUUUCUCCUCUUCCCUGUUCAAGGUUCUGAGAGAAAGGGACUUGUUAGCGUCGAAGUUAAGAAGAAGAAAGGCCAGUAUGACAUGAAGCUUUUGGCGGUGGAUAUUCCAAUGGCGUCUGGUCCUGACCAACGGUUAUUUUUGAUUGGCGAUGAAGAAGGGUACAAAGUCGGUGGUGGUUUAAUCUCCGAGUUGAGAGACCCUGUUGUGAAAGCCAUGGCAGCAACUAAGGAGUUCGAUAAUCUUGACAGAAUCGAAGAGGAAGAAGACGCUGAGAGAGAGCUUGAAGAAGCUGAAAGAAAGCACCGUGAAGAGAUUGAGAAGAUUGAAAAAGAGAGCUCUUAAAUUUCGUUUCUUUUUACUUCUUCCCUGGAAUACUUGGAAAAGUUUCUUUCACGAUCUCAUCAGUGGAUAUAAAUUAUAUAAUUAGAGAUGUCAAAUGGGCGGGAUAAAAAUGGGCGGCCCGUGUCCAAAUUGAUAUGGUCUAAAAUGGGCAGGUCCAUUUUGGUCCGUAACUAAAUUUUUGUCCACAUGGACAAACCCAAUUAUAUCAUGGACAAUACUGGACUUAACCAUUUGGACAAUGGGCGGCCCAAAAAUCUAAAAUGUCUAGGUUUAGCAAAUUGGGAAAAACUCAAUAUUUUUUUCGACA